This is a messenger RNA of Bubalus bubalis (water buffalo), 11800 nucleotides long. RefSeq names its product armadillo repeat containing 7 (gene ARMC7). The transcript has 3 exons. Gene Ontology annotation, molecular function: protein binding. NCBI's taxonomy places the organism in Eukaryota, Metazoa, Chordata, Mammalia, Artiodactyla, Bovidae. The record is from RefSeq and is a predicted model, not a curated record. The coding region runs from base 2944 to 3540 and encodes 198 amino acids.
UGCUGGUGCCUUCCCUGAGGUCAUCAUCACCUGGGAGCUGCCUGUUAUCAGCCCAGGCUUGUCCCAACCGAGGGAAUAGAAAAACUGUUUGUUUGAAUUAUACACACAAAAACAUUUUCUGCAGCGGGUUAUAAACCCUGUGAAGUAAUGAAGCUGAAAAAUAGGCCUGGAGUAAGUUUGCUCCCAUCUGCCUUCAGGGCUACUCCCACCCUGGACCUUGUUUAUUGAUUCAAGCUCAACCGGUUUCAGCAAGAAAGUCUUAUCAGGAGAGAACUGAUUUUCUUUUUAUGACCUGCUCCAGCCCUCCAGCACAAGUCCAACUGGCAUGAGUAAGCACCCUUCUGGAUAUUGUCUUUUCCAGGACCCACGAGUGCCCCCUUAUGGCAAAAAAAAAAAAAAAAAAAAAAAAAAACGUAGUACAAAGGUGAGGCAAAAGGGUCUGAGCUGGGACGGAACCUGAAUUGAUGUUUGACGGCCACAAUUUGCUGCCUUGACUCUGGGCACGCAGAAAACAGAGAAGGUUGGCCUAGAUAAGCUAAGGUCUCUUCCAGUCUGAAAAGUCUGAUCCUAAAGACCCUCCACUGCCUCCCUGCGCCCCAUCCUGUCUGCACUUGGUCACCAUCCACAGCUUGUACACUGAAGGGAGAAUGCACAGCUGGGCACACUUUACCAUGUCCUGCCUCCUCCAUCUUAACUGAGUGGAAAAGGAGAGAGUUGGGGCUGGUGGGUGGGUGGAUACUUUUUUUUUGAAGCACUACAUGCAUGGCAUGUGGGAUCUUGAAAUUCCCUGACUAGGACCAAGGACCAAGGACCAAACCCAUGCAUACCCCUUGCAAUGGAAGUGCAGAGUCUUAACCACCAGGGAGGUCCCUAGAUGAAUCCUUUUUGGUGCUAGAAGCAACAUGGCUUUGAAACAUGCAUCCCCUUUUAGGCCCAUUCUUGAAAACUGAUUUCUUUUCAAGGAAAAAAGAUAUUAGUAAACAUUUAGGAUAGAGAACUUUGACCUCCUCUGCCUGCCCUCCCCCACUCCCUACCCUGGGCAAGAGUGGCAAUCAUUUCUGGGCAGAAUUCCUUCAACAAAUAUUGAGGAGCUACUGUGUCACGAACUGGGCAGAGAGGAGUAAGACCUGGUCACAAAACCAAGGACUUAAGAAUUCUUCACAGAGGUGAGGGCCUCAGAAGCCUUAAUUCAGUUCAAUUCAGGCACUCAGUCGUGUCCAACUCUGCGACCCCAUGGACUGCAGCACACCAGGCUUCCCUGUCCAUCUCCCAAUUCCUGGAGCUUGCUCUAACUUAUGUCCAUUGAGUAGGUGAUGCCAUCCAACCAUCUCAUCCUCUGUCAUCCCCUUCUCCUCCUACCUUCAAUCUUUCUCAGCAUCAGGGUCUUUUCCAAAGCCUUAGGAGGGGACAAGUAAUGGAGGAUGUGAUGGCCCAUCAGAUUCCAGAACCCACACUUGGCUGAUCCUGGGAUUCCUCUAGAGAGGGUCUAGAGCAGUUCCUGACCAGUGUGGGGUAGAGCCCACUUCCAUCCUGUCCCUAGGUCUUUAGUGCUCUAUCCAGACAGGAGCAGAGAAGCCCCCUGGCCACCUUGGGCUGAGAUAUACUUCCCCAGGUCGAAUCAGCUCUCCUUAGAAUGUGAAGGGCCUGGUGAGGGGCCUGGGGUCACUGCCCUGCAAGAAACAGCCAAGGUCCCCAAGCCCCAGGUGUGUGCAUAGGGCUGGGGCUGAUCACAGGCACCCGAGCCCACCAGGUGGGGGCUGCUGCCAGUGGGGCUGUGGCAAGUUGGAGUGUGGCAGUCACUUUGUCCUUGCGCAAGGCCCUUGCCCUCCAGAAACUCACAGCCUAAGCCGCUUCCAUCCCCACAUUUUCAAGCACGCUGGAGUCCAAGAGGGCCACCUUUCUCCCUGGUGCUCUGUCGCCUGACCCCUUCCUGAGAAACUCUGAGAAAGGACUAGAAAGAAGGGCUUCAGCAUUCUGGGCUCCCCACAACCCAGAAAGCCACUAAAGUGGUAUUUCUCGGGUCCGAUGGUGCUGCCCCGGGUGCGCCCCGCCACCUGGCAGGCUCAGCUCGGGACUGGGGAGCAGAGGAUACCAGGCUCGCUGAUUUGUUUUCAUCCUGGCCUCGCCGCGGGCAUACAGGGUCAUAGUUCCCCCACCAGGGAUCCAAUCGUGUCCCCUCCACUGGGAGCACAGAGUCUUAAGCACUGAACCACCAGGGAAGUCCUCACUGGGCUUUUGGGAAGAGCCGACCAGAAGGUAGUGUCAGAAGAGCCACAGAGGGGACACAAGGAGCAGACGCUCGCGUUUCCACGGCGUCCCUUGAGGGUGGAGGGGCGGGGACUGCGGCCCAUCGCCAAGCGCGGGGGCAUCUGAAGGUGCUUCUACCCCGACAGUCCUCCACACAGGCCACCCCCGGCACCUCUGAGCUCCUAAGGGCCCUAGGGGCUCGCCUCAACACAACCGCAGGCUUCAGUUACCACUUCCAUCAAGAGGCUGAUCGCCGCCUGCUGGAGACAAAACGCCGGAAGCCGGCAGCGCAGGCACGCCGAGCUCAGCGACGGCCCCGCCCCUCGCCCCAUGCCUCAUCGCCCCGCCCCUUUCGCCCUCUGGGCGUGGCUAAGUGCCGCUUCCCCCGGAAGUCCGGAACCCAGCUGAACGUCCCGCCCAGCUGGGCGCUGGCCCUCCUUCAUACGGCGCGAGGGUGGGUCCUUGUCUCCUGCUCCCCGACUUAGGUGUUCAGUCCCAUCUCCUAAGAGGUCCUGAGUCCCCACCGCGCCUCCCACAGCCCAGUCUCAGCUGCAAGCUGCUGCAGAGCCUGGAGCCAGGAAAGGAACUCGUUUCCCCUCCCCGGCCCUGCGGAACCAGGUGGGGUCCUCGCCCCGCUCCCCAGCCUCGCCGUCCACACUCAUCCGCCCGCUCCCCGGGGCCCCUGGCCGCCCGCCCAUGGCCCAGAAGCCGAAGGUAGACCCCCACGUCGGUCGGCUGGGGUACCUGCAGGCGCUGGUCACGGAAUUCCAGCAGACGCAGAGCCAAGACGCCAAGGAGCAAGUGCUGGCCAACCUCGCCAACUUCGCCUAUGACCCCGGUAACUACCAGUAUCUGCGGCAGCUGCAGGUCUUGGAUUUAUUCCUCGAUUCGCUGUCGGAAGAGAAUGAGACCCUGGUGGAGUUUGCUAUUGGCGGCCUCUGCAACCUUUGCGCUGACAGGGCCAACAGGGAACACAUCCUGCAGGCGGGGGGCGUCCCCCUCAUCGUCAACUGCCUGUCCAGCCCCAGCGAGGAGACCGUACUGUCCGCCGUGACCGCGCUCAUGGGCCUGGGCUCACCCGGCGCGCGCCCCCACCCCGAGCUGACGGCCCGGCCCGUGGUCCAGUGCAUGCUGCGCUUCUCUCUGUCGGCCAGCGCCCGGCUCCGAAACCUGGCCCAGAUCUUCCUGGAAGACUUCUGCUCCCCCAGCCAGGUGGCUGAGGCCCGCAGCUGGCGAGCGGAUGCCGCCCUGGGGAUCCCCCUGCCGAGGACGGAGGGCCCCCAGCAGUCCUGACCCAAUGCCCGCUGGACGAAACUGAAACCCUGGUUGGGGCUCAGGGAGAGGCGGCGCCCUGUCCUCUAACGGCGCGCGCUCGGCCCAUUUCAAGGUGCGUUUUCUCGGCACGGCAGGUAUUUGCACUGUGAUGAAAGGCCCCAGACGAGUGAGGAAGCCAGGCCUUGAGACGCGUGGACGGGGAAGUUGAAGAUGCUGCCAAAGAGGCCCUCGUGCUGGCCCACCCCCCACCCCAGCCGGGUCUUACCCUCCAGGAGGAAGCAGCGCGGUCCCUGGACUCGGAGGCUUCGCAGAAGAUGUUUAUCCUGAGGAACAGCUGGGCCUGGAGCUUAGGAGAAUUGUCUGAGCUUGAGGAAGGAAGCAUUCUCCCCUAACAGAGAGGUGUCUGGAGUCAUUUUGAAACGCAGAAAUGAGAAGCCUUGUUGUUCAAAGUAUAUUGCGGCUCCAGGAAGCUGAGGGCGGUGUUGUGCCCCUGUCUGUGGAGGCUGGGUACCUGCCCCACAAGGUCUCCAAGCCGGGCCUUUGGCCUGGCGGAUGCUAGCCCUGAGAACUCUCUGGCUUAACUGUUGAUCUGCACAGACCUGUCAGCCAGACACCACGGUAGGGCGCCUCAAAGACCAGAGCGUGCCCCGUGCUGUUGAGAGUCCAGCCCAGUGACUGUUACCGUGGCUGUGAGGGUGAUGACACGUCAGAGGACAGGCACGGACUCUUCGAGCGGUGUCUCCUCCCCUCCCCACCCCACGGUCCCUGCUUGGAAGCCCUGGCCCGCCUUCUCUGCCAUCAGGGUUAGUGAGGGGGGAUGCUGUGCCUGGAAGCACGUCUGGGGCUCAGUCGGGCCUAGGGGAUGCAAGAGGGCUGCUGAAGGGAGAGGGGACCAGCUGCUGGCAUACAGUGCAGGGCUUAGAGUCCAGUGGACACCGUUCAGCAUGGGGGAAGGGGUGUGGGUCCCCGUGGAAAGCUGGGGUUCGGGAGCAGGGGAAGGUCCUGGCCCCCCUUAAGGUUGACCUCUUACAUGACCAAGGAAUGGCGGCUCCGAGAGGAACGGUGUCCAGGUGGACGUGGAGGUGGGCGGAUUAUGGGACUAAUGGACUAAGGAGCCCAGAGGGAGGGAGGUGAAGACCUCCUCAUCGGCCUGUAUCCUCCCCCACCCCCCACCCCUCCCCCCGCCCCUCCCCCCGCCGGAGAGUCCCGACUCUUCCCUUUCCCAAAUAAAAGGCCUUAAGAGAGCAGCGAGCCAAAGCGUUUUAUUUAAAAGAUGUGUGUUCUCCCAGCGCGUUUCUGGCCGGCGCGGUGCUUAGGGGUCACCGCCUCAAGGCUGCACGGGGACUCGGUUCUGCCCGGCUUUCCUGCCCGUCUGCCUCGCCCUACUCCGGCCUCAUUGUUGGGGAAGCCCCAGGCCGUCGGGGUCCGGAGGCAGGGCUCGCCGCUUGCUGUCUAUAAUCUCCCUCCAGUUGUCGCUCCAGGAGCGCAGCCGUCUCCGAGGCGGGGGCAGGGCCAGGUGCUGGUUGUGGCAGCAGGUGAACAGGAUGUGCUCCCAGCUGGGGCUCUCCUCGUGGCCUGGGCAGGGAGGCAGAGAACCCGAGGUCCCUAAUCUGGUUAUCUGUACUCCCUCCCCCUAAUCCCAGCAGGCCAGAUGUCUGGAGACUGCUAAGGAAAAAGGCUCCCCACCUUGAAUGACCUCCUUGUCAUCAAUGAGUAGGUCCCCCGAGAUCAUUGUCUUGUCCCUCGUCAAGAUAAUGCGCUCCACAAACUGGGGUCCCAGGUGCUUCUCCACCCAGCGGUACUGUGAGGUGGGCACAGGGUCAGUAGGGCAAGAUGGGCCCCUGAACUCAGGGCCAGUAGGUGUGAGGGAGGGUCUACAGCUUGUGAGAUACCCCCUCCACUGCCCCCCCCCCCCCAAUUUUCUGUGUUUCUGCUGGUGUGUUGGGUUUUUUUUUUUUUUUUGGCUAGGUCAUGCAGCAUGCGGGAUCUCAGUUGCCCGACCAGGGAUUGAACCCGUGCCUCCUUGCAUUGGCAGCACAGAGUCUUAAUCUCUGAACUGCUAGGGAAGUCCCCUGAUGGUUUCUUUUAAAAAAUCAUAAUUUAGGAAGCUAAGGUUGCCCGUGGAGCGCUGGGGCAGCCGCACCUUCUCCUGCACACAGUGGUCGUACUUCAUCAGAGGGCUUGUGCAGAUGAAGACCUGGGUGCUGCUGGGAGGGGGCACGAUUAGACGGGGUGGUGCCCGCCCCUGCCCCCCAGCCCCCACUCCCUCGCCGCCCUUCCUCACUCCUGCAUGUCAUUCAUCUCCCGCAUGGCUUCCAAGGCUCCAGGGAUGGGCUCCAAGUCUAGGAAAAAGCCUGGGGCUUCAUACACACUGGCUACUUUGUCCUGAAAGAUACAGCGUUCCCGUCCUGGCUCUGCUCCAGACCUCAACCCCUCCCCCCUACACACACACCUCCCCCGCGCACACACAGCAAGGGCUCACAGGUGAGGUUCCUGGGGAGCUUUGGUCCCCAAAUCAGAGUCCCGGGUGGAGGAUUUUGUUUAGCAGUAAGGAAACAACCCCAACCCCCAGACUGUCUAGUCCCAAGUGAAGUGUGGAUUCUGAAGUGAGCUUUGUUCAUUUUAAACAGGAAGGUGUCUGGACACGGAGCAGAGACAGUACUGACCCAGGGGAGAGGUCCCCCGUCCCCGGAUGUCCUGUGGGGUCCGGGCUCCCCGCUCCCCUCGCGCCGCACCCUUCCUGUCCACCCUCUCCCUACCGCCAGGUCCGGGCGCAGCGCCCGGUACUGCUCGUUCGCGAAGAAGCCGCGGCGCUCCUCCAGCGGCACGUGCGGCUCCCCGGGGAACCGUUGGAGGAAGCCCCGCAGCAGGCCGGCCUCGAAGUCCGCCAGCACGCCGUCCAUGUCCACCAGCACCCGCACGGGCCGCGCGCGCCCCGCCGGCAUCCUCAUCGCCAGCGCCGCGAGGCAGGGGACCCGGGGGAAACGCGGAACCGGCCGCUUCCGGAGCCGCGGCGAGCGGGGCGGGGCCGGGCCUAUUUGCUUAGGCGCCCGGGUGCCCCGCCCGCCUGCCGGAGCCCCGGGCCUUCCCCAGCGCCCGCGACCGGGCGUGGCGGUGCCAGAGCCGCGCCUCUGGUCUGAGGGUGCGACUGCGUGGACAUCAGCCGCCCUCCCUCACCCCAAACGUUACUAGGCCAGACCUUCCGGGGGUCCCCUGGACUGUCCUGAAUACUGGGGAGCGUCGUCUUAAACCUGUGGGCCGGCUCCGGCUUUCUCAGAACCCACACUUGCUCACCCCGCGGGGACAGGAGGAGAGCUUCCUCCCGCUGCGUCAAGGCAGCACCAACCCAAGGCCAGAAACUCGGGGACUCCCAGUAGCUGAAGUGAGUGAAUCUGAAGACAACAGGCUCUUGGGACAGCUCCUCAGAGAUGAAUUCACAAACCAGAGUUGGCUUGAAACAUGGGAGCAUCUACUUCAAACCUGUUCUACCUGGAAGAGGUGACUUUCCACCAGGCUCAGGUAAUCGGGACCAUCCUUUCUGUGGAAUUGAUUUUUCUCUAGAAUCCUCCUGUUAUAUCCUCCUCUGCGAAAAUGCUGGUCACUGCUAACUUCUGUUGACUCUCAAUUUUUUGUAGAUUUCAUGUAAUUUAUUUCCUGAAUUCAUGUAAAUAUGCUGUGCUUAGUUACUCAGUCGAGUCCAACUCUGCGACCCUAUCGACUGUAGCCCGCCAGGCUCUUCUGUCCAUGGGGUUUUCUGGGCAAGAAUACUGGAGUGAGUUGCCAUGUCCUCCUCCAGGAUAUCUUCCCAACCCAGGAUCAAACCCAAGUCUCCCGCAUUGCAGGCGGAUUCUUUACCAUCUGAGUCACCAGGGAAGCUCACAUGUAAAUAUAUUUACUACAAACUAGAUUCAGAUUUGAGUGACUGACCCAUCUUCCUGAUGCUUCUGUUCCAUUGGGUCUGAACACCCCAGUACUUCUAAAUGGAACAGAAGCAUCAGGAAGGGAAGCCUGGUGAUCUAAUUUUAAAACACUUAAGAAGUAGACUGCUGCUGCUGCUGCUGCCAAGUCGCAGUGGUCAUGUCCGACUCUUAGCAACCCCAGGACUGCAGCCCACCAGGCUCCUCUGUCCAUGGGAUUUUCCAGGCAAGAGUACUGGAGUGGGGUGCCAUUGCCUUCUCCGAGGAAGGAGACUAGGUAUUAGCAAUAAAUACCAAGCCACUUAAGUCACAUAACUGUGUAAAAACCAAGACUGUCAUCAAAAUGCUGACUCUUCUGCCAUCAUCAUUUUAAGUUCAACUUCACUUUCUAAACCAUAAGCUUUCUAAGGGGAAAAAUUCAACACCCUUAGCAAACAUGUUUAUGAAGAAUUUAAAAAACCUGUAUUAGUACCAAAAUGACUGGCAGAGCUCCUUCACAACACUUUUGGACUAGGCACUCACCUUCAUAGCAGAGAACUAAAGCCAAGUUACAGUUCUGACACAAAUCAGGGAGCUGUCUUUCCCAGGUCUGUCUAGUUACUGAGAGAGAAGGGUGCAGGUUUCCUGCCUCUUUAGUUCCAACAGAAACCUUAUCUCAGGUUAUUUGUAGGAUUAAUCUGUUUUAGUGAAACUGGAAAAAUUGUAUAGCACAGCUGCCCAUUUUGCAAAAUAAUAAGGAAGAAAAACAACACCCCCAAAACCUAUGAUUACCCUUUUUCUUCCCAAAGAGAUGCUUAUUAAGUCAAAUGAGCUGGUGGUUACACACCAAGCUUAAGCCAUUUCAACCAUGGUGGGGGGUGGCUAAAGGUGACCUGUUUCAAAAAUUUUUUUUUUUUUAACUUUUUGGGCACGCCCCUAGGAUCUUAGUUCCCCAACCAGUGCCCCCUUAAAAGCAUGGAGUCUUAGCCACUGGGCCACCAAGGAAGUACCCAAAACUCUUAAAGUUAGGAAUCGAGCUUCCAAAUGACAAGCCCAAGGAACGCUGCCGAUGAGCGGCACAGGUACACCGAGAAAGCCAUCGGACAGUGCCCGGUUUGGACGUUUAAUACCUCGAUCUGGAACCUUCUCCCUAGAACCCAGUGUGCCUUCUCCAAUCUCCUGUAUCACUUGACAGGACUCAGAUGACCUUGUCCCCUUCUGGCUACAUGACCCUUUUCUUUGGAGCCCUCUUCUUUGAUCACCCACCAUGAAGAGGCAUCCGGUAGGCAUGAGAGAACUUAAAAUGUUAAUGUUAUCACCCAGCAAAGGAGGAUAAGUGGUAGAGGAGUCCAAAGUGUACUGGCUAAUAAUUGUUCUGGAAGCCAGGUAUCUGUAUUAUUCCUGUCUUUUACUACCAGAUGUUACUUAAUGUUCAUUUUGGCAUUCUGAACUCACACUGACUUUAAACCUGUUUCUUUAGAGAAGCCCACUUCUCUCUAGGCCUUCCUUACCUCUGUUUUAAUUCGAAGGGCUCAUCAAAUCAUUGGCUAGCAGGAUUGUUAGUAACAAAGAAAAAAGCAACUAAGCAGGUAGAAUUGCGGAAACAAUCUCAAAAAGACGACACAGGACACAGUGUUUCAAAAUUUGUACAUCGUUUACUUUAAGCAACAGUCCAGGAUUGUGAAGUACAACACACAUUUUAAGGAUGAGACUUUCGUUUCAUGGUCAAGCACCAGCAUCAUGCACACAGCUUCAAGUUAUCUAAGAAGAGCACUGCCCCCAGCGGGUCCCUGCCCCAUGAAGACCCCGCCCCUGCUUCACCACCUGGAAUUCAUCAGUCUGAGUGAACAUCAAGCCUUCCUCUGCGUGGGAGCAGCAGGCUUUGCUCAGCCCGUCAUGUUAAGUAUCUGGCUUAAAUAUAUCUUAAGGUUCAGAAAUAAAAGGCAAUUUUUUGUUUUACUUUUUUUUGCUUUGCAGGCGGCAAGGCAUAGGGCGCAGGCCUUUUAUCGCUCCGUAUGGCACAGGAAGAUGCUUUUUAGCAAAGGGCACUGACAGGGCAACACCAGGUAGGUUUCGGCAUCAAGACAACUUUGCUUGGGGGCCUGAAGGGACAGCGCCUGUGGACUGUUCACUGGUCUGUCCCAUCCAGGCUUGGUAAACCCAAGUAAAGCUGACCAAAAAAGGGUUUUAAAAACCUCAGUACAAAAGAUCCUCUAACACAUUUGAAACCAAAUGGUUUGUUCUUAAAAACACGGUACUAAGUGUCACAAAGCUUUCCCUCCAAUCUACUACUAGAAAACACUCAUGCCAAGGCCUACAGACCCAGAGGAAUCAGGACAGACAGAGAACCUGUUCUUCCAAAAAAUAAAAAUAAAAUAAAAAGACAGCAGUACAUAAAGUGCUUCUUUUUUAAUGAAACAAAUCCAAAAGAUGUACAGUCAGGCUCAAGUUGUGCAGUUCACAAGCAUGGAAAAAACAAAGGAACAGAACGACAGAGUUCGGGGCAGACGGAGCUAACCCAGGACGAGGCUGGACUUGCCACCAGGGGGGUUUCUCCGGGAUGGCACAGGUGCCGGCGCCACUGGGCUGGGCACAGGGGCGGCGGGCACAGGCUUCUCCUCGCUCUGCCCCAGGCUGGCCUGCAAGUCUGUGUCCACGUUUUCUAGGAAAACAGAAUGAAAUUAAGACUAAUAACUAUUCCCCGUGAAGAUGAGUCUAAGCUUUUUGGAGGGGCUUUGGAGGAUGGUUCAAACCAUGCCUAGAGCUAUAAAGAAAAAAACAAUUGGCACGUGGCCGCUAUCCAGAACCAGCCACUGUUAGUGUUCUGCCACGUGUCCCCCUAAAUUACAUAAAUACAUGGCAACAUAAAUGUUUUAAGUGUGAACAUUACAGAUGAGCUCCAGGUCCACCACUCCACUUCUGGGUGGGUCUCCUCUCCCUAUUUCCAGAGGCCCUACUACUAGUGUGCAUUCCUCUAGUCCAUUUAUUUUACGUAAGCUUUGUGUAUUUUAUUUCCAGCAUAUCACAGACGAUCUUGUUUUUAUUGUAUUUAACAUAACUGAUAUCAACUUGUACCUUUUGGAAAUUUACCCCCACUUACACACAUGGUCAGGCGCUUCCCUGGUGGCUCAGUGCUAAAGAAUCCGCCUGCAAUGCAGGAGACUCAGGUUCAGUCCCUGGGGCGAGAAGAUUCCCCUGGAGGAGGAAAUGGCAACCACUUCACUCCAGUAAUCUUGUCAGAGAAAUCCCAUGGACAGAGGAGCCUGGGAGGGCUACAGUCUAUGGGGUCACAAGAGUCAGACCCGACUGAGCAACUAAACCACAUACACAUGGUCACACUUCAUCUUGCUCAAUUCACUGCUUUCUAGUAUAAAUACAGUAUAUAUGAUUAAUCCUCUGCUGACAGCCAAAAAGUGAAACCAGUCUGACCAUUCUGAAACCGCAACGCGUGUACUCUGGAACACGGGCCCAGGGGACACACGUGGUCGUCUUCAGUGUGAACAGAGGCUGGGCGCCUCCUUCCAGGUCCACUCCUUCCCAGGUCCACUCUACCGCCCACGCCAGAGCAUCCUCUCCUCACAUCUGCCCACUUCCCCCACUUGAUAACCACCUCACCUUUAUAUCUGCUAAGUGAUGGGUGAAAAAAUAUUAUUUAAUUCUGUCAUAUAUUAACAUAUCCAUGAUUAACGAGGCUGACUUUUUAAAAACCAUAUAAUAACCAGCUGUACAGACAUUUAUUAAAGACUCCACCCAACCCACUGAUGGUUCAUUAUCUUAAUCCAGUUACUCCCAUCAUAUCAACCCUGCCCUUUCCUCAUUAAAGUCUUAAGAACCAGUGUUAUUAUCAUCCAACACAUCCAGUCCUAGAAACUGCUUGACUGAUUCCCAGACUGACUUGUGAAAUCCUCAACCAGCAUAUAGGAAUCCUUAACCAGGUUGUUGCCACGGAUUCAGAUUCAAGAGUGAUUGCAAAAGAAAAAAAAUGCGUUAUUUUCUGCAAAAGGUAAUUUUUAUGAAGAGUUUAAUAGUUUAAGGCAUGUCAGACUUAUUUUUAAUUAAAAAAAAAAAAAGCCAGCUCUCUUCAUUUCAGUGUUAAAUCUUAAAUUCUGUUGCAUAUUCUAACACCUACCUUGCAAUAAUCACACAGAGGCACCUUUAGUAUAAAAAUGUAAGAUAUUUAUAAGAAUUGGAAGAAAAACUACCUUAAGGUUUAAAGACAUUUAUUUCCUCCUAGAUUAGAAGUUCCAAAACCCUGGAGCAGCGAAGCAGAAAUACUGGUUAUGACAUAUGCUAUGUAAGAAUUUUGUAAGCACUCAUAUUAGACACCAACGCAAAGUACUAACUCCAAAAAAAUUACUCAUUAAAAAAAAAGUUCCUCAUCA